Molecule: messenger RNA, 2078 nt
Organism: Drosophila teissieri
Lineage: Eukaryota; Metazoa; Arthropoda; Insecta; Diptera; Drosophilidae
Product: ankyrin repeat domain-containing protein 11
Exons: 3
Coding region: 103-2025 (640 amino acids)
Cellular component (GO): nucleoplasm
Source: RefSeq, a predicted model, not a curated record
CGGUCGCACUAUUCUUUUUGUAAUAAAUUUUGCAAGACUUUUUCAAGUCUCUGUUUUUGUUCUAUAUUUUAAUUUUUACCGUAUAAAACUGAACAAAAGAGUAUGCCACCCCCAAGACCGAAGGGGAUAGGAUUUAAUACAGGAGCUACCCAACCCAGAUCGAACUCAAACACGCCAAUGUCGGAGAGGCAGCAAAUGGCUUUGCUCAUCCAAAUGACAGCCAACUCGUCGACAGAUUCAUCCCGCACCAAUUUAAAGAAGAAUGAAUGCAAGAAAGGAGACACAGAGACUGAUGAGGGCAGCCUGAAUGAGAAGCAAGAGGUCCUGGACACGAAAGACAAAUCUUCAGCGGAGGAAAGCAGUAACGAUGGUAAAACCAGCGAUACCAAUCAUCAGGGAACUUCGGGUGCCAAGCGCUGUUACUCAGACAUAGAGGAGGACUACGAGGAAUCUGGCGAGGACGUGAAGAAAAAGAAACGUAAGGACUCGGAGCAUGGAAAGGAAGUGAAGGGUGCUUCCCUAAAACUCACCUCUCGCGUCGAGAAAAGUUCCAAGCUAGCUGCAACGAAGGGAUCUCCAUCAGCAAACAAAAGCAGUGCCUCUAAUGCCGAAAAGGAGCAGGCGGAGACUAGUAAGAAUGUAGACAUUGAGAACGAAACAGAGUGCAGCGAUGAUUACAAGAGUAACGACAGCCUGUACAACGGAGGACUGAAAGUACCGCCAUUGAAAAUUGUGAUUCCGCAACAGAACUGCUCAAUCGACACCGAGGGCAAUGUGCUUAGAACUGGCAAGGUGACAGCCUCCCGCAAUGCCGCCCUGCCGUAUGUGGUCAGCUCCAAUAGCGAUUCCAUUGACACCGUCAUAACCAAUCAAUCUAUUAGCCCGCACGAAAGUCCACAGAAGAGCAACAGCAUUUGCUCCACAGCCCUGGAUGACAAGAAUAUAAAGCUCUUCAAUGACGAAAAGAAUCUGAGGGUCCUGCGAAGCUCUCAUCGCACUGGAGUGACCAGUGUGGAGCGCAGUUCCAAUAACUCCUCCCCGCAAAUGCAGAGCAGCUCUCCAUCACCAGCGUCAUCCAAUCAUGCCAACGAUCCUGCAGAUGUAAAGCUCUCCUAUAGCAACAUGACUUCUAGUCCGAUCCCACAAGGCCACCAGUUUGACCAGGAGGCAAUCACCAAUGUUCCGAGCCCGUCAACGUCGUCGACUUCGUCGUCCAAAGACAUAAAUCCCUCGAACGUGGAACUCCAUCCGCGAAAGCGAAAGAUUCGGCCCAAAAACACCGACGACAGUUCGAAGAACUCAAAUGCGGCGGAUUCCGGUGUCAACUCCGAAGAAUCUCACCCCCAUGACCAUCCCUUCACCAAUGGCUUCCAAAUGUUCUUAAGCAUCCGUCGUCAGAUCGAAAAGAAGUGGAAAAGCUUGUAUCCGGUGAAGCCAAGACCUCCGCAGGGAUACAAUGAGUAUCUGCUGACAAAGAAAUCGUACUUAUUAAGGCGCAAUGCUGCGAUCUCAGUUCCGGACAUUCCACGCACUGUUCCACAGGCCAUGGAGAGGAUCUAUCAGGAUCAGGAGAAGGCGAGACGGGACUUGAUCGAAGCGCACACCGUGGAGAGGGAAAAACUAUGCAUGAACGUUGAGCAGGAGAUAAUACGGGUCCACUCGAAGGCGGCCAGGAGCAUAUCUGGACAGCCGGCGCCCUAUUCCGUUUGCACAUACUUGAAGGACGACGAGGUCUACAACAUGAUCACACCGGAGCAGGACGAAAAGGAAAAGAGUGCUCGGUGCCGCUUUAAUGGGCGAUUGUUACUUAGCUGGUUGCAAGACGUCGAUGAUAAAUGGGAAAAAAUCAAGGAAUCAAUGGUGUUGCGGCAUCAUAACGAGGCGGAAAGUUUGCAUGCCGUGCAGGUGAUGGAUUGGAAUAUAUUCGCAAAACGAAAUAGGCUAUGUGACAACCCGAUUGAAGUUAAUUUGGAGCACGUUCCGAUCGUUUCAGUUGGAGACGAUUUUGACACAUUGCCAACAUAACUGACGUAUUGAAAUUAAUGAAUUGUUACAAAAUUAUAAAUUUGUAAACUAGA